Hydractinia symbiolongicarpus is the source of this 3012-nucleotide messenger RNA. RefSeq lists its product as uncharacterized. NCBI's taxonomy places the organism in Eukaryota, Metazoa, Cnidaria, Hydrozoa, Anthoathecata, Hydractiniidae. Gene Ontology annotation, biological process: spindle attachment to meiosis I kinetochore; attachment of mitotic spindle microtubules to kinetochore; kinetochore assembly. The transcript has 17 exons. The coding region runs from base 38 to 2431 and encodes 797 amino acids. The record is from RefSeq and is a predicted model, not a curated record. Gene Ontology annotation, cellular component: kinetochore. Gene Ontology annotation, molecular function: centromeric DNA binding.
GUGGAUUGGCGGUAAAAGUAUGAAUUAGUACACAUUUAUGGCAACGUUAUCUCCUCGUAUUAAUGGGCUGUCUUUUGAAGCAAAGAGACGAAAGGCUGCAGCAGUUGCUUCUAAAAAAAGGUCAAGUAAAUCAGAAAACAAAAUGAGGGAUUAUGACAGCCCGAGUGCUUACUUCCAAACAAGUUUACGAAUUACAGAUAGACCUCCAUCAGAUUCUAUAUGUUCUUCUGAAACAUCUUUGAGUGCGGAUAAUGAAGAAGAGAAUGUUGCGACAGCUGUAACUGCCUCGCCAUGCAGUAGAAGCAAAGGGAAAUUAUAUUCCUCAAGGAAUAGUACAUUUGGGUCAAGGUCUGGAAUGCAGGAACCAGCACUCGAAAGAUCUCUUCAGUCUCCAUAUGAAAAAGGAAUGGGAUCUGGUGUACAAUUACCAGAUAUAGAUGUGUCCAAAGAUAGCAGAAAAAGAUUAUCUUUCACGCCAGCACUUGAUGACUCUCCGAAAAGGUCUCGACUUGAUGUCUCAGUUGAAAGUUUAGGCAAGUCUAAGAGAAACAAUUCCACUUUUACUGUAUCUCCACAUAUGAAACAGGAGGAAAAUGAACUUAACAAAAACGAAGUUCUAGUGAAUGAAAAGAAUGAAAACAUUAAUGAAACUAUAGAAAAAGGACUUACACCUGGAAAAGUUUUAAAAAAACAUAGUCCCUCAAAAAGCAGCCUUAGUGCUGAAAAGACUAGGAGCUCUAAUAAACUUGAAAACAAAAGUACUCAGAAAACUAACAAAUUUAUCAUCAACAAUGAUCAUGACGAAGAAAAUAAUGUGACAGUGGUUCAUUAUACCACCAGAGCCAGUACACAAAAUAAAAGCAGUCAAAAACGAGAUCUGAAAAAUGCGCCAAAACAGAAACAAUAUGCUAGUAUGGAAACACAAGCUGGUGAAUCAAAACUUCACAGAAGAAAAACAAGACAGGGUAAUGGAAGUAGGAGCAAAAAAAAAGAAUCAGAUGUUGACUUUAGAAAGGUUGUUGGGAAUAUUGGUGAUAAUACAGCUAAGGAAGAUUCUAUAAAAAAGCCUCAAGGUAAUAAAGGCAACAAAAGAAAUACUUCCAAAAUUCAUUCUCCGUUGGAAUCAAAACUUGACUCCAAAACAAAUACUUCUUCAAAUAUUAAAGAACAAUCGGCACUACGAAUAAAUGACUCACGUUUAACAACAAAGACAGAUUUGAACUGCAGUACUAGGAUAACAAGAUCCAUGAGAGGCACUGAUAAAAGCCAGAGCUUGAGUGUAUUUGUGCACAACGUUGAACAGACAUUACUGAAAGGAAACAAGAAAAAUAAUUGUACAUUUAUUGAGCUAUUUCCUGAAAAAAAGAAUGCUCCUAAAAGAGCUGAAAAAGUGUUAUCAAAAACAAUGCCAACAGUAGGAAAUGCAUCAGUGGAGAAUACAACAAAGCUGUCGACAUCUCAGCACAACAAAACCACCGGUUUCAAGAAAAAAAAGCCCCGAAAAAGAAUCUGCAUGCCAAAGCCACAAAAAUCGAAGACACGUACCGAAACCAACAGUCAAGGAAAGUCUAUAUUAAAGGAUACCAGUUCUGUCUCUCGGAGAGGAAAUUUGCAUGUUACCAUCAUGGAACCUGGUGACACUCCACAAAUACACAAGCCACAACUAAAGCAAUCUCCCAAGGACUUAAAAAAAUCUUUGAAAUCACCCACUAAGGAGAGUCAGCAACAGAUAAACGGAUCUUCCAGUAAUCAAAACUUGCCGCAAAGUUCAAGGAGGAAAUCUUUAAAUCGAAGCAGACGUGAAAGUGAUUAUGCUUGUGACGAAGCUGAAAUCGUUCAAGAAGACGUCAACGGUUAUGUCCCUUACCUACAUUCUUGGCCGGGUUAUAGUGAUAAUAAUACUUCAUCUUCUAGUAAACGCGGCCAGCAUAACAAAGGGAACAGACAAAGUCCUGGAAAGAAAGCUAAAAAAGGAAACAGCAGUUUUGAGCGUAUAUUCGAAGACAGUCGUUCCUUUCUUUCCAACGAGACCCUAAAAGGACCAAAAGAAAUAAUAUGUCCUGUAAAGAACGUUGCGACAAACACGAUCGAAGAUCUUCCUCUCAUCCGAACUGCAGCAUCUGUAGAGUGGCGACCUCCAGUACGAAAUACAGGAGAAGAAGUUUUCUUGCAUAAGUUCUUCUCACUACCUUCACUUUCUUUUGGUCAGAUAAAACUUAAUGCAUUUGGAAGGAAAGGUUUACAAAAAACAAAACAUGACAACGUGUUUUUUUAUGUGUUAACUGGUUCAAUCAAACUGACGCUCAAUCAAAGGCAAUAUCAUUGUGUGUCCGGAACGACUUUUAUUGUGCCUGAAGGAAAUUUGUAUGAUAUCGAAAACUUAGAAAACUACGAAGCCAGGCUGCUGUUUUUUCAACAGAAACACGUGUAACAGACGGCAUGAUAGUGAAAAGAGUAUUUCUUUAUAAGAAUUAUGGGAAAGAUAAAAAAGCCUCCCCAUCCCCUUUCUCUCUUAAGGGAGAAGAUUAGUCAAACUAAAAAAAAGGCAGAGAUGACCUUUAUGCAUAAAAAAAAAUAAAUGAAUAAACACGAUUUUCUUUUAUGGUUCUUCUUAAUCAAAACUUAUUUUAAGAUGUGAAUAUGUAUCUCAUUCAGGUGGUGAUACAAAGGGAACACCUUGUUGUUUUUUUAUUUAAAAACCUACGAUGCUGAUAUAUAAUUUGCAGUAUAUUUAUAUACGGUUAUCAUUGCCUUGUAUUCAGUGUGUUACUUUUUAAUUUUUUUUUUGCUGAAUUCUGACGAAUAUUUGUUUUCUAACAUAACUAUCUUUAAAAAAAAGCUCACUGCCGAAUUGUUGUGCGUAUAGUAAUAUAGGUUUUUAAUGUAUAAAGUUUUACUUAUAAUUUCUCUUAACUUUUAUGAGCUCGCAUCUUCAUGGUGUAUUUUAUGUCACCAGGGGAGAGCGAGUUGUGUACAUAACAAAAUGAAUGAGAAAUAAUAAAACAUUUUAAA